GAUGAAAGGUUUGAUGUGAAGCUGCGGGACUUUAUGUGUAUUUUAUGAUCAUGUUUUCAGAAUCAUCUGAUUCUAAUUAAACGAGAGAACGAGUCAAACGUGUGGAGCUUCAUCUUGAUGGCACAAAAACAUCGAAACGUUUCACUCCUGAUCAACAUCAGAUCGAGGCUUCGCGGAGGCGGCCUCGUGCGCUCCAGACUGAACUCACGCCCUCGCGUUCCUGCGGGGUGGGGGUGCGUGGGGGGUUGAACCCGGGUCUGCAGGUCCAGCAUCACAUCCCACCUCACUGACAGAACCCCCGAGUCGAGGCGUGGAGACGUCGUGACGCGCUCGUGGAUUCUUCCCCAUUUUGGAGCCAAAGUGGAUCCGUUUGGCGCGCCGCCAUCCCGGGAAUUAUCUCGUGAUUUCUCCGAGAUGCUGCGGAUCCUCCCGCGCGCGGGUCGGUGCAUGCUCGCUCUGCUUUUGGGAGGAUAUUUUCCCGGAUCCAGCGCGCGCUCCGCCGUCCACGCGCGGGCCAUCUCCUCCAUUUAACAACCGCCUCCAAUAUUUAUGCCGUGCCCGGUAAUUAGCGCGGCGCCGCGCGCCCGCUGAUCUGGAGACGUGAAGGACAACACGGAGUCCAAGAUUGCCCCCCAAACGCAGAUUUCUGGCGGUCCCUGAAUGCAGCUGUAAUCACGCGCGGCAGCUUCAAGUGCGUAAAUGGGUCCAUCAGGAGAACGAGACAAUCAGGCUCCUUUAUGUGUGAAGAUCAGCUGCAGUUUCUGCGCAUUGUCUGCGAUGAAUGGAGAGAUCUCCAACAGCAGCUCUUCACUUUAUAAAGAUUUUUCGAUUUUCGAUUAUGCCGCUAUUGAAAUCGGGGCGCGCCGCCUGUUUUUUGCCCUCUUAGCUUGGUAGUUCUGUUACCCCCUUUUUGAUUGGCAGCUGAAAUUGACACUCGGGUUGCCUCUUAUCAGGCGAAGCGUCUCAAUCCUCUGCUAAUUGCAGAUUUCGCGCCAUCCUUUCCUUUUGAUUGCAACGCAGCCUCCCAGCGCGCGCAGAAGGAUCGAUCACAUGUCGGGUUUUUUUCUGUUAAUUGCAUCAAAAUUUUCUUUUGUUGGCAGGGUUUAAAUGCAAGAGAAACCGUAAUUCGUUGUUUUGGACCGGAUAUAGUGGGUUGGGGUAGAGAUGCGUAAUGCGCAGAGCAAGCUCCGGUUCUUCUCCAAAUAGGCGGCAUUCAAGAAGGGAAAAUGUCCAAGUCGGAGAUAAAGAAGGAGUCCGGAGAGUCCAGCCCGUCCGAGGCCGCCUGCCUCUGCUCCCCGGCGCUCAAAAACCAGUGCGCCAACUGCGGCAUGGAGAUCCACGACCGCUACCUGCUCAAGGUGAAUAAUCUGAACUGGCACCUGGGCUGUCUGGAGUGCUCCGUCUGCAGAGCGUCUCUGCACCAACACAGCAGCUGCUACGUCAAAAACAAAGAGAUUUACUGCAAACUGGAUUAUUUCAGUAGGUUCGGCACCAAGUGCGCGCAGUGCGGCCGGCAGGUGUACGCCAGCGACUGGGUGCGGCGCGCGCGCGGCAGCGUGUACCACCUGGCCUGCUUCGCCUGCUUCUCCUGCAAACGGCAGCUGUCCACCGGGGAGGAGUUCGGCCUGGUGGAGGGCAGGGUGCUGUGCCGCAGCCACUACGACAUCAUGCUGGACAACCUCCGCAGGGCGGCCGAGAGCGGUACCGGGCUGACCCUGGAGGGGGCGCUGCCCUCCGACCAGGACUGCCAGCCCAAACCGGCCAAGAGGGCGCGGACGUCGUUCACCUCUGAGCAGCUGCAGGUGAUGCAGACGCAGUUCGCCCAGGACAACAACCCGGAUGCGCAGACGCUGCAGAAACUGGCAGAGAUGACGGGUCUGAGCAGACGGGUCAUACAGGUUUGGUUUCAGAACUGCCGAGCUCGGCACAAAAAGCAGCCGCCGCCGCAGAGCAGCUUCUCCCAGGGCGCCCCCCUGUCCAGGAUGCCCCCCUCCCUGCCAGAAGACAUCUACUCGCCGUUCAGCAGCCCUGACAGGCCACACCUCCUGACGCUGCACAGCUACCUGGACACUCACCCCUUCUCUGUCCUCGCCGCCCCGGGUCACCUGACCCACCCGUCCAUCUCCUUACCACAGCUCCCCAUCAGCCGCUGACCGCUGCCUUCGAGUCGCCACCAGACGAAGUUUCAUCGAAGACAUUCUGUCAUCGUCGCUCUGUGUUUGGGGAGUGUGAUGCUCAGCAGGAUCUCUGUUGUUCAGUCAGCUGACCUGCGGCGACGCCCCCCAGCUGAGACAGGAAAUAAUUGACAUUUUUUUAUGUGAAGAAGAAGAAUUCAAAAAUUCCCUUUUCUCACCAUCAGGUCAGGACUUUUUGUCUUUCUGAUUUUACUUUUUGAGCUUUCUAAAGAGUCAGUGUUCCAGAAAACCUCAGCAUUUUGUCCGUCAUGAGCACAUCUGCAGCUUUAUCGUUCUCGUAUCGUCCUCAGAAACGUAUUUAUUCAGAGCAAACCUCCUUUUUUUAAAGCACUUUUAAAUGUGUCUUCACAUGAACAAGUUUGUGACUGUACUUUAUAAAAACUGCUAUGGUUUAAUAAAAUGUAUCGGAUCUGUUAUGAAAGUGAUUUAA
Oryzias melastigma (Indian medaka) is the source of this 2625-nucleotide messenger RNA. It is a transcript of the gene lhx6b, whose product is annotated as LIM/homeobox protein Lhx6. The transcript has 8 exons. The coding region runs from base 1227 to 2153 and encodes 308 amino acids. The record is from RefSeq and is a predicted model, not a curated record. Gene Ontology annotation, cellular component: nucleus. Gene Ontology annotation, biological process: regulation of transcription by RNA polymerase II; neuron differentiation; forebrain neuron development. NCBI's taxonomy places the organism in Eukaryota, Metazoa, Chordata, Actinopteri, Beloniformes, Adrianichthyidae. Gene Ontology annotation, molecular function: RNA polymerase II transcription regulatory region sequence-specific DNA binding; DNA-binding transcription factor activity, RNA polymerase II-specific.